This is a messenger RNA of Spinacia oleracea (spinach), 2030 nucleotides long. Its product is annotated as glycerol kinase. The record is from RefSeq and is a predicted model, not a curated record. Lineage: Eukaryota; Viridiplantae; Streptophyta; Magnoliopsida; Caryophyllales; Amaranthaceae. Bases 208 to 1779 code for a protein of 523 amino acids. Gene Ontology annotation, molecular function: glycerol kinase activity. The transcript is spliced from 4 exons. Gene Ontology annotation, biological process: triglyceride metabolic process; glycerol metabolic process; glycerol-3-phosphate biosynthetic process. Gene Ontology annotation, cellular component: mitochondrion.
AUAAAUUAGUCAACCUUUUUCCCAAUUUCCCAACAAUUAAAAAAAUAAACAAAACAAAUUAAUUAGUUUCCCUCCUCAAAUUUCACGCUAUUUUUGUUAUUUUUUUCUCAACGGUUCAACGCUCCCCCUUUUCUCAUUUCAUCUUCUUCUUCAGCUUGAAAUUAAUUGAAACAGAGGAGGAGAGAGAAAAUUACAGAGAUCAAAACAAUGUCGAAAGAAGCAGCAGUAUUCAUUGGAUCAAUCGAUCAAGGAACAACAAGCACUCGAUUCAUCAUCUAUGAUGGAUCUGCCAAAGCUGUGGGAUCUCAUCAGAUCGAAUUCACCCAGUUUUACCCAGUUGCAGGGUGGGUGGAGCAUGAUCCGAUGGAGAUAUUGGAAAGCGUGAGGAUUUGUAUUGCGAAAGCGUUGGAUAAGGCUACAGCUGAAGGGCAUAAUGUUGAUAGUGGGUUGAAAGCGAUUGGGAUUACCAAUCAGAGGGAGACAACUGUUGUUUGGAGUAAAUCAACUGGGCUUCCUCUUUAUAAUGCCAUUGUUUGGAUGGAUGUUCGUACCAGUUCCAUUUGCAGGAGACUGGAGAAGGAAUUGUCAGGUGGGCGUAACCAUUUCGAACCAUCUUGUGGUUUGCCAAUUAGUACUUACUUCAGUGCGACAAAGCUAUUAUGGUUGCUGGAGAAUGUGGAAGCGGUUAGAGAAGCCGUGAAUAGUGGGGAUGCUGUAUUUGGAACAGUGGACACUUGGUUGAUUUGGAAUUUAACCGGUGGGGUAAAGAACGGAUUACAUGUGACUGAUGUAUCAAAUGCAUCACGAACCAUGCUAAUGAAUCUGAAAACUCUGAACUGGGAUAAGGAAACAUUGAAGGCACUUGAGAUUCCCCCUGAAAUUUUGCCAAAGAUUGUGAGUAAUUCUGAGAUAAUCGGGAAAAUUGGGACUGGUUGGCCUAUCCCAGGUGUUCCUAUUGCAGGAUGUUUGGGUGACCAACAUGCUGCAAUGCUAGGGCAAGCUUGUGGAAGAGGAGAAGCAAAGAGCACUUAUGGAACUGGUGCUUUUAUACUCCUCAACACAGGUGCAGAAAUUGUUCAUUCAAAGCAUGGUUUACUAACCACAAUGGCGUUCAAACUUGGGCCUUCAGCACCAACAAACUAUGCUUUAGAGGGCUCUAUUGCUAUUGCUGGAGCUGCUGUUCAGUGGCUUAGAGAUGGUCUUGGUAUAAUAAACAAUUCAGCUGAGAUUGAAGAGUUGGCUUCAAAAGUUGAUUCAACAGGUGGUGUAUAUUUUGUCCCAGCAUUCAAUGGACUGUUUGCUCCAUGGUGGCGUGAUGAUGCACGUGGUGUUUGUGUUGGAAUGACAAGAUUUACUAAUAAGUCGCACAUUUGUCGGGCUGUGCUUGAGAGUAUGUGUUUUCAGGUGAAGGAUGUUUUGGAUUCUAUGCAUAAGGAUGCAGGGGAAAAAGGCGAGGUUAAGAAUGAGAAGGGUGAGUUUUUGCUUAGAGUGGAUGGAGGUGCUACUGUGAACAACCUUUUGAUGCAACUUCAGGCUGAUUUACUAGGUAGCCCGGUGCUACGACCUGAAAAUAUCGAGACAACAGCUCUUGGAGCAGCUUAUGCAGCAGGAUUGGCUGUUGGUGUUUGGAAACAAAAUCAGAUUUUUUCAACUGAAGAAAAAGCUAAGACAGCACGCAUCUUUCAUCCAACAUUGGAGGAGGGCUUGAGGAAGAAGAAGGUGGAUUCCUGGUGCAAAGCUGUGGAAAGGACUUUUGAUUUGGCUGAUCUUUCUCUGUGAUCAGUGCGUUCUGCGGUUUGAUCUUCCUAUCUCUGCUUAUAGGGCUUAUUAUCUGGUGGUUUCUCAUCAUCAUAUGUUCUCUUUUAUAAUUUUUUUUUUAAAACUGAAAAUUUGUAGAUUUUACUUGAUACUUGUAUUUAUUCCUCAAACCACAGUGAAAAAGAUCUGUAUAGCUGGUUACAUUCUUUCUCACAUAUACAGAAUGCUUUAUCUGGAUGGAAGAUUUUUAAAUAAGACUAUUCUUGCUAUAA